UCUGAUUUGUUUUUAAAACGCUGUGGGUUUUUUUUUUGUUGUUUUUUUUUUUUUUUUAAUGGCGGAAGGAGUGUGUAUAUGUAUGUGUAUGUGUGUAUGCGCGCGCGCGCGCUCUCUCCCUCGCGCGUGUGCGCGUUUGAGAAGGGGGGGGUUAGGAGCCGUAACUGGAUCCCGCGCGCGCGCGCUGUCUUUCAGGGAAGCGCGCGAGCGAGGAAGAGCGAGAGAGGAGAUGGAUGGAGCGCUCGCGCGCGGUGGAGGGGUGGGGGUAUAAAUAGGGGCUAGGGAAGGCAGAGGAAAGGAGGGAGGACGAGUUUCGAGGCCCUUAUUUAGACUACGAUAAAGAUCACUAUAUAACUUUUUCUUUAACUGUCUUAUUUAUCUCAUAUGUUUAUUUUAAUCGUUAGAACAUAUCGUAUACUGCUCCGUCUCCAUCUCAAGACAAUGACAUGCUGCUAAAAACAAACCGAAAAACAACCACGGACAACACAACAAGGACGAUUAAUACAAUAAAGUAUAAAGUAAAUACCAUUGCUGGUAUAAAAACACACACACACACACACAUGUAAACAAUGAAUGUAGAAAAAUAAAAUAAAAUUCGCUUUGGGAAGGUGGUGGUGUUGGAGGCCUUGUCCGUUUCCCCGCCACCACCGCGCCAUCGGCGGGCGCUCUGCGGGAGGGAGGGAGGGGGAGCGCGGGGGAAGGAAGUAGGAAAAUGGGAGGAUGCGGCCGCGCUUUGCGUCAAGGCGCACAAUGCUACGAGGAAAGGCUCCUCCGCGUAACACGACGACACGAUUUGCCUAUUUAUUUGUUUCUCUAAACCACAAGCAACGCGAGCUAGUUAAAACGGUUCAAGAGCAGCCGAAGCGCGUUUGCCGUGAAGGCGAUCGUCCAUCGCUACACCUGGGACCGAGAGCUCCGUUCUGAAUCUUCUAAACCCUACAGAGAAAACGAGAACUGCUGGAUGAAACUCUUUCUUCUCCGGAUUGAUUCCUUUUUUUUUUUGUGUUCGUGUUUCCUUUUUUUUUUUUUUUUUUUUCUUUUUUUUCCCCCCGCCUCUUAUCAUAAUUUUUACACUACGUUAUUUUUACACUACACUGGAUGACACUACAAACCGGGUCCAGAUUGAUUAAAUGAUCGUACGGGGGCUGGUGUGGAGUUUGCAGGUUUGAGUGGAGUUUUCACGGGAUUUCUGAAUUCCCUGGGAAUCUUUACGUGGAAAGAGAGGCUUUCCGGGAUUUUUGGGAUCUACUUCUUCGGGGUGGGGUGGGGUCUCAGGGGGAGUUUAUGCUAUGGUGAUCAGCCUACUUUCUGAUUCUUUUCGCUGCGGCUUUGAGGGGUUCACCACACGGGACAAAGGAUAGUAAACUAGGGUGGAGGAAAGAAGAGGAAGAGGCGGCUCCAGGGCUGCCGAGGCCUCUGCGAGUGUGUGUGAGAGUGAGUGAGUGUGUGUGUGUGUUUUAGUGUGUGCCAGGCCCAAACGCAGCCAUGGUGAAGCUGGCGAACCCUCUGUACACGGCCUGGAUCCUGGAGGCCAUCAAGAAGGUGAAGAAGCAGAAGCAGCGUCCGUCGGAGGAGCGCAUCUGCAACGCCGUGUCCACGUCGCACGGCCUCGACCGCCAGACCGUUCUCGAGCAGCUCGAGCUCAGCGUUCAGGAUGGCACCGUCCUCAAGGUCUCCAACAAGGGCCUCAACUCCUACAAAGACCCCGAUAACCCCGGGCGCCUGGUCCCGCCCAAGCCCAAGGGUGGCGUCAGUACAGGAGGAAGCGGGGCUUCCAAGAAAGCGGCGCUGGACUGGAACAAGCUGAUCCGACGCGCCUUGGAGGGGCUGCACGAGUCCGGAGGGUCGUCUCUCAGGAGCAUCGAACGCUUCCUGAAGUGCCAGGCGGAUGUAGCGAGCCAGCUAACGGGUACGGCGGCGCCCAGGAUCUUCCACCAGCAGCUCAGGCUCGCGCUGAAACGGGCCGUCGGGCACGGGCGUGUCCUUAAACACGGCCCGCUGUUCCGGCUCGCAAGCAGCAACGACGGAAGCGACGCUGGUGACGGACGCGUAGCGCUGGAGUCUCUGCCUCCUGUACGCCCGCUGCCUCACGAGAAAGAUCGGCCCGUGGCCGAGCCCAUCCCCAUCUGCAGCUUCUGUUUGGGGACCAAGGAGCAGAAUCGGGUCAAAGAGCCGGAGGAGCUCAUCUCCUGCGCCGACUGCGGAAACAGCGGUGAGUUACUCGGAGGAAGAUGUUCCGCCGUCGCGAGGAGAAGAGAACAGAGAAGUCAUCCGUCCUGUCUGAAGUUCUCCCCGGAGCUGACGGCUCGAGUUAAAGCUCUGUGGUGGCAGUGCAUCGAGUGUAAAACCUGCAGCAGCUGUCAGGACCAGGGCAAAAACGCGGAAAAUCUGUUGCUGUGUGACUCCUGCGAUCGAGGUUUCCACAUGGAGUGUUGUGACCCCCCACUGACACGAAUGCCGAAAGGUAUGUGGAUCUGUCAGAUCUGCAGGCCGAGGAAAAAGGGACGAAACGUCUUGCACGAAAAAGCAGCACAAAUCAAGCGGCGGUACAACGCCCCCCUGAGUCGACAGAAGGGCAGACAUAUCAAUAGAUGUGAGAUUCUUCUGUGGAAAAAGCCGGGUCGCCCCUUUAAGAAACUUCGAGGGAGUGGGCGUGGCCGACGGCGGCGAGGCCCUGGAGCGAGUCACUCACGAGGCUCUGCCUCCCCUCACUCGUCCUCGAGUUCGUCGUGCGACGGUUACCUGGGUGACGGUUACCCGGGCGACGACCGGCUGCUGUUCUCGCGGCGGGAUGAUGAGGACGAGUCUCAGGGCGCGGCACGCUUCAACAGGAAGACCAAAGGGCUGAUCGACGCCCUGAGUAAGUUUUUCACUCCGUCACCGGACGGACGCAAAUCCCGCACCGAGUCGCUCGACUACGCAGAGCAACACCGCAUCCGCAAGAAGAGCGGCCGGAAAUCAGACGCGCACCAGCGCGCAGGGGACAAUCAAGAUUGUAGCGAUGAUUGGAAGGAGGAUGAGGAGAAGCUGCCGGGACACGAGAACCUGACGGAGAAGGACAUGGAACUUUUCAGACACAUCCAGGAGCUGGCACUACAGAAAGUCGGUGUGACGGGGCCUCCUGACCCACAGAUGCGCUGUCCCGCCGUCAUCGAGUUCGGGAAGUACGAGAUCCAGACGUGGUACUCGUCACCGUACCCUCAGGAGUACAGCAGACUUCCUAAGCUGUACCUGUGCGAGUUCUGCCUGCGCUACAUGAAGAGCCGCAGCAUCCUGUACCAGCACAUGCGCAAGUGCACGUGGUUUCACCCGCCCGCCAACGAGAUCUACAGGAAGGACGACGUCUCUGUGUUCGAGGUUGAUGGGAACGUCAGCACAAUAUACUGUCAAAACCUCUGUCUGCUCGCCAAGCUCUUUCUGGACCACAAGACUCUGUACUACGACGUGGAACCGUUCCUUUUUUACGUGCUCACGCAGAACGACUCCAAGGGGUGUCAUCUGGUCGGAUACUUCUCCAAGGAGAAACAUUGCCAGCAAAAGUACAACGUGUCCUGCAUCAUGAUUCUUCCACAGUACCAGCGCAAGGGCUACGGACGCUUCCUCAUCGACUUCAGUUACCUGUUGUCAAAGCGGGAAGGCCAGCCCGGUUCUCCAGAGAAGCCUCUGUCCGAUCUGGGCCGCCUCUCCUACAUGGCUUACUGGCGGAGCGUCGUGCUCGAGUGCCUACACGAGGUGCGAGACCGAAAGCUCACCAUCCGCCGCCUCAGCAAGAUCACCGGCAUCUGUCCUCAGGACAUCACGGCCACGCUACAGAAUCUAAACAUGCUGGAGCACCGGGGGGAUCGGCUGAUUCUGGUUCGCAGGGAAAAGCUGGUGUCGACUCACAUGGCCCGUCUCCAUGCCCGACCUCGGCUCCUGGAAGUCGACCCGGACUGCCUACGGUGGACACCCGUUAUUGUCGCCAACCCAGUUGUGUCUGACGAAGAUGGGGAUGAAGAUGACGACGAGGACGAAGAAGAGGACGGAGAGAAAGAAAACAACAAAGACAUGAAAUCAAAUCGCAAAAGUUCCCCGCUGCCAUGGAAUACAAGAGUAGACAAGGAGGAUAACGAAGAAAAAAAGUGCUUCCCAACAUUCCCCAAGAAUCAAAGCUCUCUGCCUUCAUCCCCCAUACGCAACAGUCUCCCAAGCCCUGAAGCCACACCUCUUCAAGCAAAUGGGGAGCGUCGGGGUCGCGGACGGCCUCCUAAAAACUGGCCGUGGGGCAAAGUCAAGGAUCAACCUCGUCCCGGACCGGGACGGCCCCGGAAAACCAGGCCCAAAGAGGAUGAUGACGAAGAAUAUCCAUCUCAAAACAAAAUGACACCGGUAUCCUUGUCUCCAUCUCCUCUCUUCGCUUCUGAGAAGGAGCCGAACUGCACUGAGCGGCUAUUUGGGGCUUCAAGGCACUCUGCAAUUCCUCCCCCACGCAACAGAGGGCGCCCCGCACGGAAAAGGGGAGGCCCCAAGCGUAGGCUGAACGAGGAGUCGGGGGAUGACGUGCCCUCGUUAACCACGGCACCUAGGCUAAGCGAGUCGCCGGUCCCUCAUUCCUGCUCGAGUGAAAGCAGUGAGGAUGACGAUGAUGACGAUGACUACAAUGAAGAGAUGGGUACCCGCUCCCCUCCUAUUCUUACCAAGCCAACGUUAGGGCUCAAAAGCAAGAAGCUCCCACGGAAAAGGCGCAUACGUCAGCGUAGCCACCCACACAGCAGUGUGGUGACGGAAACCAUUUCUGAGACUACAGAAGUUCUCGAUGAGCCGUUUGUAGACUCGGAUUCCGAGAGACCCAUGCCCCGGUUAGAGGAGGAGACGCCGUUUGGCCAUAGCCUCCGCUGUUACCCACCUGCUCGCAAACACUUGGACUCUACGCUUAAAAUGAUUCGCCCUACCAAUCUCUCGGAGUCUGAUGAGGAUGAUCACACUCCUGUGCUGAAACCAGUCAGUGGCCUGAGAAGGCCAGAGACUGCGGCAUUAGAAGGAGAGGAGCCCUCUACUGUGACGCCGGAGGUCCCUUUGAAGAAGAAGAAAGGCUGGCCUAAGGGAAAGAGCCGUAAGCCGCAGCACUGGAAAAAGGGCCCUGGGAGAAAGCCGGGAAGUGGGACGACCAACCAGGUUGCCGACACCGGUUUGACAGCCCAGUCCUCGGAGGAAACUCCGAGACAAAGCGUCCAGAGCAAACCAGGCAGGAAGCGUCGGAAUUAUUACCCACAGCAGACCAAGGAAGAGGGUGCCCGGGCAGAGCUGGACAGAAGCCACUUGUCUCAAUUACAGUUAGAAAAGCCAGAGGACCGAACCUUCAAGAGGAGACCUCUGACGUCAGACUUCGACUGUGAAAAGCGCAAGGACUCUGACGAGGAAGGCAUUUUCCCUCAACAAACGAGAGAACAGCCUAAACCCAGGAGACGAGGCCGACCACCGAAAAAAGCAAAUCUCGAGCCCCCUGUUUCCAAACCUGCACCCGUUUCUGAGCCGGAGGAGGAGGAGGAGGAUCAAACAUGGUCUGAAGAGAAGCCAAGCCGUUCACCUUCUUGCAACUUAUCCCAGGCCUCCGGUUCCCGAGUCCCUCAGAACAGAGAUGGUGACAUGGCGGACCAAGAGGAGGAUGAGGAAAGAGAGGAUGAGGCUCAUAACUCGGGCAGCAGGAGGACAGGGGCUAUAUCUGGCUCAGGAAGCCGGCGAAGCGAUGAUCACGAUGCGGAUGACGAAGGAGAUGGUCGCCUGGAGGAGAAAAGUGAUUCUGACAAGAGGAGAAAAAACCAGGACUCUGAGGAUGAUGAUGAUGAAGAGCUAGAAGAUGGGGAGGAGGAACCAUCAUCUCCUCCUCGAUCACCGCCUGUUAAAGAAGAACCGCAGAGUGGGGAAGGUUUUUUAGACAUGCAGGAGAGUGGGUCACGGGAGUACAUCCACAAGCAGGAAGAGGUGGAAGAUGAGGAUGAGGAAGACGAGGUCCGAGAGGUAAAGACCCGCUCGGUUGACUCCCAGGAUGAAAGGCGGCGACGGGAGCUGGAGGAAUCUGCAGCUGCAGCUGCUGCAGUUGAGACUGUGACCUCCAUUGCAAUUCCUUCUGAUCCACCACACAUGCAGUCAAUGGAUAGCAAAUCUGACCUGCUGAUGGAGACAGGACACCCUCACGCAAACUCUGAAUUCAAGGAUGAGUUGAGCCACCAUCCGCAUGACCACCACCACAGCAGUGAGUUGGACCUCGAGACAGUCCAGGCUGUCCAGUCCCUUACACAAGGAGAGGCCCAGGAUGAGGAAGCUGAGCCACACGGCGCUUACCAGGACUGCGAGGAGACACUAGCUGCCUGUCGAACCCUGCAGAACUAUAGCCAUGGGGAGGGAGAGGAGGAAUCUCUUGCCAUGGUGGAAGACUGUGGUGCCUCUCAACAUAGUAGCCCCAUGCCCAACCCUCCCAUGCCCCCUUUAGCCAGUCAAUCUGUACGUUCCGUCAAUAGCCCAGGAAUGACUCCAGGACCUCUUGAAACGGGACCAGGUGUGUCUGGUCCAGCAGGUGGAAACGGGGGAGGCUACACCCAAAUAACUCCAGAGCACCCUAGCUCGCUUUCUGCACCAUCGUUGCAGAACAUGGAGACGUCACCCAUGAUGGACGUGCCGUCCGUGUCAGACCAUUCUCAACAGGUGGUGGACAGUGGUUUCAGUGACUUGGGCAGCAUCGAGAGUACCACAGAGAACUAUGACAACCCCAGUAGUUAUGACUCCACUAUGGGCGGAGGAGGUGGCAGUGGGGGAAACAGUGGCAGUGGAAGCAGCAUGUCUGUUACAGUGGCAGCUGUCUCGUCUGCAUCUUCUUCAUCGUCCACUCCAUCCUCUUCUUCCUCACAAGGCAAUAGCUGUUCCUUUGUGUCCACCCCUGGUAUGUCGUCUUCCAGUGCUUCUGUGGGAUCUCAACUUGCUAUGGGCAGCUGCAGCUUGAUUCAGCAGGCUGGUCCUGGUCCAAACGGUGGUCCUGGCUCGAAUAGUGGUAGUACUGUCCCUCAACCACCACCUCCACCUCCUCCACCCUCAGCUAACACCCCAGGCUGUGGCAUCAAGUCCCCCCAAAGCUGUGUAAUUGAAAGACCUCCAAGUGCAAGCCAGCAGCAGCAGCAAAAGAAGGUUCCUCAACAGCAGCAACCGCCAAACCCUCAGCCCCAGCCUGCACCUUCAGCACCCCCACCUCCUCCUCCUCAGCAGCAGGCGCUUUCCCAAUGCAGCAUGGGAAAUAGCUUUGCUUCCACGCCCAUGAUCAUGGAGAUUCCUGAGAGUGCAGGAAGUGGCGGAAGUGGUCGAAGCAUUUACGACCGAAUGGGCCAGGACUUUGGUGCAGGCAGCUAUGCUCAACCGUCAGCCACCUUCAGCUUGGCCAAACUCCAGCAGCUUACCAACACAAUCAUGGACCCUCACGCCAUGUCUUACUCUCACUCUGCUGCCGUUACGUCUUACGCCACAAGCGCCACUUUGCCCAAUCCCAGCUUGGCGCAGCUUACUUCCUCCCCCCAUCCUCCUCUGCCUCAGGCUCAGGCAACCAUGACUCCACCUCCCAAUCUCAGCUCUAGCUCCAUGAACCUUGGCACUUCCUUAAUCCAGUGCAACAUGCCAGGAGCCAACAUCGGCCUACCUCCUCCACCCCACACCCAGCGCCUUCAGGGUCAAAUGGCCACUGUGAAAGGCCACAUCUCUAUUCGCUCCAAGGCUUCCCAAAUCCAGGCCGGUUCCCCACACCAGCAGCAGAUCUAUGGCCGAAGCUCAAUGCAAGGGUCCCCACGAACCCUGGCAGUGCAACGAGGCAUGAUGACCAACCUCAUGCCCACUCCGGCCGCUUACAACUCCAUGAACAUGAACCCGCUCAACGCAGCCAUGUCAGCCGGCUACCGCAUGCCCCAGCCCAUGAUGAACAGCGGGUACCACAGCAACUACAUGAACCAGCCUGCCCAGUACCCCAUGCAAAUGCAGAUGGGCAUGAUGGGCGGUCAGGCCUAUCCACAGCAGCCUAUGCAGCCCAAUCACCAUGGCAACAUGAUGUACGCCGGUCCCUCGCACCACAGCUACGCCGGUGUCCCCAAACAGUCGCCUUACAUGAGCAGAUGAGCAAGGGAGUAGAUAUGCAGAGACAAACAAGAGAGUAAAGACAAAGACAUUCAACCCCUUCCAGAAACAGACUCGCGCAAAUACUCUGUGUCGUUACCGGAGUGCACAUACUUUCCCUGAGAUCUGGAAAACAGCGUUAGCGUGGCGGAACAGGACGGUGCCGCAACUGGAGAGGUGGUUUUACUUUACAUGUCUUUUACUCGUACGUUACGGUGGAGAAGUUUUCGCUCGUUUUUGCCCUACCGAAGCUGUGCAGCCGUAAUCGAGCCGAUCAGGGUAACGAUGUGAGGUGUGAACAAAAAUGUCCGCAUCAUGCAAAAUCGGGCACUCCUUUCCUUCCCCUGGUGUUCAUUGGUUAACGCAGGGGUGAAGAAGAAGAAGAAGAAGAAACAAAGCAGCUGCAAGAUAUAAAUAAAUAAAGAAUUGAGGAACAAACAUCUGACGUUCUUAAUGGACGCAACCUGGGUCAUGCACAGUCUUUGGAAUUGACAUAGGAAGCCUUACGUAAAAAAAAGGAAAAAAUAACGGUUGUAGAUGAACUUGGCUCUUAUUAUUAUUAUUAUUAUUAUUAUUACCACCACAUUUUUUUUGUUCUUUUUUUUCCUUUUUUUUUUUUUUUUUUAAAUUUAUUUUGGGAUGACCGUUAAAAUGCUUGUGUUUUCAGUCCAGCCUCAUGCUUAGUUUAAAUAUAUAAGUGUGUGUGUGUGUGUGUGUGGUUAUACGGGGGGGCGUGGGGGGGGGGUGAUCCACACAUUUUUGCUCUUACAAACAUUCACAUGCACACAAUCGGACACAAACACUCGCACACACGUUUCGUUAGCCACUUCAGAGUCAAGGUGGAGGCACUUCAGCGUGUGUGACACAGAGCUACUAUGGAGACACCGUAAGACGUAUCUAGUAAUCCGUGUCUUCCCAGUUCUCAGUAUAGGACCGCAUGUAUUAAGAUUCAGAGGGACUGAGAGACUCUAUGUAGAUGUGCAAAAGUAGCAAGAAAGUACCGGUAGCCUGAAUGGGACUAGAGCUCCUGUGAACCUUCUAGAUGUAAAUAUUCUGAUACUUCCUGAUUCACAGCACAGGCUCCAGAGCUGCAAGGCCAGCGAGCGCCCCCUCUGGUCGCAUAAAUACACUCCACUCAGUCCACUAGAGGGCACUCUAAUCAAGGGAGAGUUGAUUAUUAUUAUUAUUAUUAUUAUUAUUAUUAUUUUUAUUAUUAUUAUUCCCCCCCUCCCUUUUUUAACUUCAUACUGCACAGUAUACCACAGGAGCGGAAAGGUUUUUUAAAAACCACACUAAUACCGAUGACACUCUGUGUAUACGCGUCGACUCCUACUGACACAUGACCAGUCACGGACCUUCAAAGCUUCAGCUGGUAAUACAGUUCUGUUAGCAUUUAGCAAUGAAGGGGAGGUGGACAGUAAUUCGCAUUGGCGUGAAACACAAACCAAGACACGCACUAACAUCUUGGUUAAAGUGCAUGUCGUACAGGGACGGAUACCAGUAUAGGACAAGGGGCAAAGAAACUCCUUCGUAUGUCCAGUAUUCAAUGUCAAUAUGAGGAUUCUUAAAAGAGCUGAUGUUUUCGUAUAUUAUUUGUGUGUAUUUGUUUUUUGUUUUGUUUUUUUUAUUUUUUUGUUCUUUUUGUUUACAUUUUUUUCUGAAUUUUAUCAGACUGGGCAGCUUUCUUUUAUGACACAAGCUGACUCUUUUUGACUUUAGUAAACUUAUUGUAGAGAAAAUGUUUUUUCUAUAAUAUAAAAACGAAAAAAUUGACAUGGAUAUUGGUACUGUCAUUUUUCACUUCUGUUUCAGGAACAACAAAAAAAAAUAUCCUACAUAUUUUUUAGCUCAACUUGGGGUAAUAUUAUUAAGAAAUUCAAAACAAAAAAAAUUGCAGCUCACUUCUAGUGAAUACGAUGCCUUUAACCUUUCCAUUCCAUCUCAUCUCUAGAGUUUUCUAUCUUUGUGUAGUAUAUUAAUGCUAUUUUAAAACAAAAGGAGACGACGAAUAUCUAAAGGUCAUUUAGCCGUUCUUUUUUUCCCUUUUUUUUUUUUUCCUUCCUCCCACUCGGUUUUUUCUUUUCUUCCAUGUGUGUAUAGGACGAUUUCCAUUUAAGAGGCAUGUAAAAAUGAGCUUCGUAUGUUUGUCUGUUUAUAUUGCUUCCCUUUUUUUGUAUCCUUUGUAAUUGUACAUGGUGAGUUGUAAGCUAAGAGAGAGCGCGGUAGACGGAGAGAGUGAGUGCGUAGCGUCAGCGUGCCCGCCUCCUUCUCUCUCCUCUCUAUUUCCUCCCUGUAUGUAUUUCCAUUUAUUUGUUUCUUAUAUUUUUCUUUCUUAGCAAGUACUUUCAAAGAACUCUGUACAUUUUAACAUGAAACAAAAAUAAAUUAUGUUGAGCCGUU
Messenger RNA from Ictalurus furcatus (blue catfish), 10527 nucleotides. It is a transcript of the gene kat6a, whose product is annotated as K(lysine) acetyltransferase 6A. Gene Ontology annotation, molecular function: DNA binding; histone acetyltransferase activity. The transcript is spliced from 18 exons. The record is from RefSeq and is a predicted model, not a curated record. The coding region runs from base 1486 to 8130 and encodes 2214 amino acids. Gene Ontology annotation, cellular component: nucleosome; MOZ/MORF histone acetyltransferase complex. Lineage: Eukaryota; Metazoa; Chordata; Actinopteri; Siluriformes; Ictaluridae. Gene Ontology annotation, biological process: regulation of DNA-templated transcription; nucleosome assembly.